CCGACUUCUUCUCCAAGUGAUUGAAAUUCCUUGAUGUCCGGUAGGCCAUGGCCAGGAUUUCCGAUGAAGACUCAUGAUCGGCUUCUAAAGCAUUGUGGCAGUUUUGCCACACUGGCCUUUGUUCUGCUGUUGCUUUCUCGCCUGACCCACAAAGCCCGUGGGACCCGUGUGACCCGUACUUGGUCCAGCUACUUCUCAGCCUUCGAAGCUCUAGGGCUUUUGGUUUUCGGGGCCUCUGCCUGGCUCCAACGAGACCAUCGCUGCAUUUUGGGACGACCAGUUCGAGCACUGCCAGCCCCAGCGCACUCUGCGGGUGUGACAGCGCUCAGCGAGCUCGGACUCCGCGUAGGAAGCUCUCCGCCGAGCCCCUCGGGUCCCAGCCGCGUGGGCAGCGUGCGCUUCGAUCCCUUGAUUGCAGUGAUGACGAUUCCCUGUUGCACGGAGCUGGCAACUGAGAAGAGAGAACACCUCUGGUGGCAACCCGAUGACUUUGUCAACUUCUUGAGGACACGGCUGGAUAUUGCAGAAGCCUACAAAGCUGCUGCACACAGCCUGGGGGUUGAGAUGUUCAAUGUUUGCAGUGUUGGUGAUUAUGCGAAAGCAGCUUACCAGGCGACCAUUGAGACUUAUCCUGGUCUGAAAGAUGAGUCUCGGCGCGGUCUGGGCUUAGGCCGCCGGAACCAACGUGCCAGAAACAGAGAUGCGUACCUGGCGGCGGUCGUCAAUGAGCAGGGAAGGCAAAAGCAGUUGGGCCUACAUGACCCUGAGGCUCUAGCAUCCGUGGCGCGGGCAGUCUCCAGAAAGGAUCGAGAAUAUGCACACUUCCUUGCUCAGAUGUACUAUGAGCAAGAUCAUGCUGAUGAGUAUCCUGAGAAUGGGGAGGUGCAGACCCCUUCGGACCAAGACAAUUCUGACGGCUCUCCGAGAAGGUCUUCGUCCCUUCGACAGAUCUUCUGGGAAGAGGCGGAGGAGAGCAGCUCCUCCCGUUGCUGUCCAAGCUCCAAGGGCUUCGGCCUCACCCGCGAGAAGCUCCGCGAGGUGGGCCUCAGUGCUACAGGCCACGUGCUCUCGAAGACUCAGCGUUGCCAAUCCUUUCAACCGCUCAACGAGGAGAGUGGUAGUGACUUCGAGUGAGGCGCAUUUAUUCGUGAAAGAUUUGCGAAAGAUCCUACAUCCUCGAUGUUGGAACUGUAGAUACUUCAUCCUUCCUUCACUCAGGAGGAGCCUUGAUUCCUGACUUUCUUUACGCUUCUUCUAGCUCACUCACAUUGGUGAUUCGGCUUGGCCAUGGCUCCUAGGUACAGUCAGUCAUCAGUGGCACACUCACAAGCCCUUACAUUGCACAUUAUAUAACUCACACUUGCGAUGCACAAUCCCUACUAGGCUGUAUAGUAACUCUUUUGUUAUUUCGCUUGGGCCUAGAAACCCACCAUGAUAGACAUUUUUUGACGAAAGAUUCGCGAAAGUUCCGCGAAAGCAUAGGCGAAUGUGAAGGCCUGCUUUCUGGCCAAGCAGAGAAAACCCUAGCAAGACAUGAGCACAACAACAGUUGAUAGCGUGCUCGUCCAAAACAAACAUAGCAAACAGAUGUCAGUGGUUAGGCUGCUUUGUAGAACCACAAAGCCAAAAAAUUUUUUGGAUAUAACCCCCGCGAAAGUUAAACAUGGAGUUCGCGAAAGACUCGCGAUAUUUUUCGAAGAAUUGCCUUUCAGCAAGCAGGAUUUUUGAUCGACCACCAUAUACUGCAUUAUGUUCGGAUUGUCGCAUGGCUGCUACAGAACUCAGAUAUUCCUCCAUCAAGCGCCUGCUUUGAGACCUCAGGACCGUCAUGAGACUUGAGAGAUAUGCGGGGAGACACCGCCAAAAACAUUUUCAAGGCGGAUGAAACGCAGGCUCUCCCAAACCACACAAUAUCUCCCCUCCAAUAUAGCAAGUGAAUUUUCCUUCGAGUAGCCCAUUUUAUGCUACUUUGGCUGGCAAAAAAAUAUUCCGCCUCAAUCAGCAUCUUUCACAAGGCCGAACAACUUCCAGUCCUGGGGCAGUUUUUUUUCUGAGAUUGAUUUAAUUGUGGUAGCUGCUUACGCAAGACUCAAUGAUCUUGGCCCAAGACAGACAUGGGUGCGGGUAUUGCCAGCUCUUAUCAUCUUGCAGAGCGUCGUUUUAAACGCUGCGUGCUGGGGUGUGGAAACCUUCACAGGAGAUGAAAUUGUAUCUCAACAAACCUCACGAUUUUGUGCAACG
This is a messenger RNA of Durusdinium trenchii, 2241 nucleotides long. The record is from the annotation of a GenBank genome assembly. Lineage: Eukaryota; Dinophyceae; Suessiales; Symbiodiniaceae.